CAAGACAUCUGACACGAGCAGCUCAUCUCCUAUAUCCUAUAAUUAUGAUGAGUUUGUCAUUACUCUAUGUUCUCUAACUCGCCUUAUCCAGUCGUACCUCUGAUCAGGUUCAGGCUUCGUAGUAUCGUCUUUUGUAUAGUUGUUCGUUUCACUGGCAAUUUGUGUCGAAUUCACUCUUCGAAUCCCGCACAUUUCCCACUCGAAGCAGGCUGUAGUUGAUUUGACUUGCUUUCACCUACAAUGUAGUUGCGUCCGUUUGUUUCGUCGCGUAGCUUGCGCGAGAUAACGAUGCGUGAUGAUCGCGCCUUCCCUUUUUUCUUGACUUAGGCAGCACACCAAGUCAACCGCGCCCGCCAACUACCUUCGCUUCUUCGAUUUAGCCUAAUCAUUGCAAAAUUUGUUGAGACUACUAGGACGCGUUCUUCAAAAUGGUCGGAUUUGGUGGAUUACCCACCUCUCUUCGACUGUCAACGGAGCGCCUUACGAAAAAGAAGCGCAAGCAAACUCACAGGGCAGAUCAUGAGCAACACGUGGAGCGGUCGACGACUGCGACUGAGACUGAUAUCGACAAUGAGCAGCUUCCCAGUGUCUGUGGAGGCGGCACUCAACACCAGCGCAACUUGUCACUACACGUCAUGUGGACGCUGGACGAUAUCAGACAGAUAGCGAGGGAGAUUUACGAUGGGACUGUUGCAGACGUCCAUCUGUCUCUAUUUGCGUACUGGGUUCAGGAAAAGAACGAAAACUAUGAUCUGGCGAAGGAGUACGUUCGGGAGCUAUCACUAGAUCAGGGGUACAAUAUCGACAGGAUUGGCAAUCGACAUCUGCGCAAGCUCCUCGAGGACACAUGCCGUCUUCGGCCAAGGAAACCAAAGUUUGCCAAAACAAUCAUACUGCAAGCUAAUAUGUCAACUCCAAGCCGCACAUCGCCUGCUUCCAAUACGUUCAUCACCUCACCGCUCACCUCUGGGGUUGAUACGCUUGCACCGCCUCUUCGUGCGAAGCGAGAGCACCACACCGAAGAAGCAGCUCACCCAAACUCAGUAUCGCAUUCGAACAGUGAUUACAAGGACUACCCGCCCAAUACGCCUGAUCGACCAGCGCCACUCACCCUCCGAUCACGCAGUUCCAGAGCAAGUAGCACUGCACAAACAUCAUACAAUAUCCUAAGAUCGGUCUCCUCGCCCAUUCACAAUCGCGGCGUAGACUCGAUUUUACCGCCAUUGCCUCGAUUUAGUACCAUGUUUCAAGAUAUGGAAUCUCAUCCUCUGCUCUCGCCGUCACCCAUUGGUUCUUUCGUGGCCAGUAGCGAGGUUGGUAUCAAGACUGAUACUACAACGGACGAUGUCUUUGGUAUUUUGGAUCAACUAGGCUUCCGUCAGAGCAAGCUCCUCAGCAUCACACAAACAGGCAGCAAGAACACUCGUCAUAGCUCUCAUGGAAGGAAUCCGUUCGCCGAUCCCUGUGAUCCACAUUGCGGGGGUUCUUUCGAACUGGACACUGCAGACAUUGCGUCUGACUCGAGCUAUGGGUCGGAUGGAGUUGCCGUUUCGAGUUUCAACGAAUUCGAUGGGACUAUUCACAAGAACGAAGAGAAUGGGAACUGCGCGAACGAUGAGACCUUUGGCGCAAUGCGUUCAUACACUGAUCUGGGUGACGAGAUCUCGAUCUUAGAAUCAGCCUCAUCUAUAAGCGACAGCGAGAAUAAAGCACAAUACUCGUACGCUCUAUCAGCCCCACCUCCUAAUCCAGCCGUUGCCGACCCUGCGCCAACUCCUUCUCAACGCCGCGCAACCUUGAAAGCUCGUCGUUCAAUGCAACACCCCAGCCUUAUGGAUAACGUUCCCAACUUCCAUCGGCCGCUUCCGCUUCGUAGCUACGAGAGCGAGGCUCAUCUGUAUCCGACUUCCCGCGUUCAAGCAAUUGCACCGACGCGUAUGACAGAAGGAACACCGUCUCCUUGUUCCCCUGUGACUGAAGCUCGAUAUACUGGAACGUCUCCCAAGACAACAUCUACAUCUUUCUCGGGGCUUGACCGUAACUCCGAAACGCUAUCGGGGCCCCACGAUCUGAUACCGUUGCCCCCCAGCUUGACGACGGCUGUCAAGCAAUACCCUUCUCAAUCUCGUCAUGUAGAUUGUCCACAACCUCAGAGGAUUGAGCGACGUUCCGAGGGAACAACGGGGCGCUCCGCACUACUCCCUCUACCACCUCGGUCGUUCUUAGAUAACAACAGUAGUGUCGGCGCUCAUACCACUCACAAGGACUACACAGGCAUCAAGCAUCAGAACUCCUUCAGGACGGGCAGAACGUCUGAGAAUUCACGGCGUCUUUCAACCGCCUCAAUCAUAGCAGCGUUUCCCAUCCCGUCCAUGCAAGACGAAACCGACGAGCUUCCCAUGGCAGUCUCUCGCGCAACCUCAUCGCCUGAACUGACAACAGCAUCAACAUCCAUAGCGGAAGCAUACCGCGCCAUCGCCAAAGCACAUAUCACGGAACUGCUGCAGCAAACUCGCAGCCGAGGAACUCAUUUGCAGAAUGUGGAUUGGAACGAUUUGACGCCGUUUGAGAGGACGUGGCGCGAGGUGAACGAACCGCUCCUUGUGUCGAUCUAUGGAAGGAGAGACGUACUGCUUACGGAUGCGGACGUGGAGUAUGUUGACAGCAUUGCUAGAGGACUUCGCGAAGGUAUAGACGCAACAUCUUCAGUUGAUUGGCUGUGUCGGGUCUUUCGCGAUGCUGUCUGACAUGCGGAGAGAUUGCGUAGCCGAGUGUUCAUGGGGAGAUGGGAGAAGUUGGCAAGCAUGUAAGAGGAUGAUCUGGAGGUUACGCU
Messenger RNA from Dothidotthia symphoricarpi CBS 119687, 2833 nucleotides. RefSeq lists its product as uncharacterized. NCBI's taxonomy places the organism in Eukaryota, Fungi, Ascomycota, Dothideomycetes, Pleosporales, Dothidotthiaceae. The transcript has 5 exons. The coding region runs from base 429 to 2747 and encodes 772 amino acids. The record is from RefSeq and is a predicted model, not a curated record.